AUGGCGCGAAGCGCCGCCGCCCGGCUGCUCUCUUUCUCCCCUCUCCUUCUCGGCUCCAGCCACUGCCACUUGCGCCUUCGCCACCCUCCCCUCCUCCUACUCCCUACAUCCCGUUCUAAGACCACCUCCCGCAAGCCUCCCCGCUCACAGCCUCGUAGAAAGGUGGCGCCUGCGCCCGCCGGCAGCGGUCGCCCAGAGCCACCAGGAGCGCGCGCCUCUCUUUUCCAGGAAAUCUCCGAACUCGUUGCCUCAGUGGCCAAUGUCGAAGCGUUAGGACCCCGAAGGAAUGGCGGCGCGCCUUGUGAUGACCUCGGAGCUGCUGCUGUGGGGUGCACCGAAGGUGCUCGAGGAAUUGCUUCAGAGAGAGCGGCAUUGGCUUCUACCUCCAUUGCUGGCAGCAUUUCGGACCGGGUUGUUCUUGGUGACUCUGCAGAUGAUGGGAGUCGUCAAUCUUGUGGCACUAUCGCCAAUGCUGCAGAAGCAUUCUGCCGAGAGGCUGGAGACACUGGCAUGGCAGUAGAUUCUGAUGAUGAUAAUAUCAGCGCAAUGGUGCACAGGAUUACAGCAGUCCUCCGGUCGGAGGCACCUGGGCCGUCGGUGGAGCGGAAGCUUGAGAGACUGGGCGCUAAUUACACUCCGAACCUUGUUAACAUGGUGCUGAAGAGGUGCUUCAAGGUCAGGCAACCAGGAUUCUGGUUCUUCCACUGGGCAAAGCGACUCCCAGAUUUCCACCACACGACGGAGACGUACAACACGAUGCUGUACAUCGCGGGCGAAGCGAGGAGCUUUGGUAUCAUGGAGGAGCUCGUGGGCGAGAUGGAUCGGGAGAUGUGCUCCAAGGACAUGAAGACAUGGACGAUUUUAUUAUCCAGUUAUGGGAAGGCGAGGCAGAUCAGCAAGAUGCUGUCAACCUUUGAGGCGAUGAGGAAAUCGGAAUCCAUCUGGAUAGACAGUAAAGUCUAUAGGAUAGUUCUUCACGCUUUGUGCAAUGCUGAUAAGCCUGAGCUUGCUCUUGAAUUCUACAAGGAUAUGCCCAGCAAUGUGGAGGUCGGGACUGACAUUCUUCGACUACUAAUGUGUUGUCUUGCAACACAGGAUAAUACAGCUGAAGGUGUCUAUCUUAUCAGAGAUGAUAUGAUUGAGGGCAUGAAACAUCCAGAGGAGUACUGCUACACGGAGGCUCUUCGAAGCUUUUGCAUAGCAGGAAAGCUUGGUGAGGCAUGGAAAGUCUUUCAGAAGAUGAAUAAUAAAUUGAUGGCUAACUCAUCUGCACUUGAGAAUCUCCUGAGAGGGCUCUGCAGAGCAGGGAGAAUGGAUGAAGCUUUGCAGGUCACAGAAUACAUGAAGAGGACAUCAGGUCUAAACAGUACAACUUUUUCGUUCCUCAUCAAUGGCUACCUUAGGAAACGGGACCAUAUCAAGGCACUUGACUUGCUGCGGGAGAUGAGAGAAUAUGGAUGUGUUCCACUUGCGUCAUCUUAUACCCAGGUCAUGCAACACCUAUUUGCAAUAGAUCAGUGUGAAGAAGCAUGUGGACUGUUUGAAGAUAUGCUAAAAAACAGUGUUGAACCAGAUAUUGUUACGUUCACAGCACUGAUUUGUGGGCAUGUUCGCAGCGGACAUAUAUCCAAAGCAUGGGAUGUCUUCAGGAAUAUCAAUAAGAAUGGUCCGAAACCCACAUUGAAAGCAUAUACAGUGUUCAUGCGAGAGCUCUGCAAGGUGUCCAGGCACCUUGAGGCCGUAGCGCUUCUGAAGGAAAUGCUGGAAUAUGAUGUCAGGCCUUCUGAGACAACUUUCCGCUGGUUAAUUUCUGCUUUACGCGACAAAUCCUAUUUGGAAGAGGCAAGUUAUGUUGAGAGAAUGCGGGCAUCUUUUAAUUUGCGAAACCCUAGAGAUGGUUUGCAAUUCGAACAGUUAGAUGGCAUUGACAAUGUUGAUAAGUUUCAAAAAAUGCGCAAGUCUAAUCCCCAAGAUAAAGAACUGGCAUUGGAGUUCACUGGCUCUCCUUCAGAUCAAAAUGGUAAGGUCUCCAGUUUCACGCUUUCUGAUGAUACACAUCAGAAAGAACAACAGGACUACAGUGAUGGAGAUGUCGAAGAAAUAUGUCGGAUUCUGUCUUCUUCUGAUGAUUGGGGCUCAACUCAACAGGCACUGGAGAUGAGAUCAGUCCAUUUUAGUCCUAAUCUUGUUGAUGCCAUUUUGAAGCGUUGUAAAAGGAAUAGUCGUGCUGCUUUGCAAUUUUUCUCAUGGGUUGGGAGACGACCUUACUACAUUCCUACUACAAAAACAUACAAUACUGCUAUGAAACUUGCGGGUUCUGCAAAAGAUUUUAAGCACAUGUGGUAUCUGUACAGAGAAAUGUUAAGGACCGGAUGCUCCCCAACUGUGGAUACAUGGAAUGUCAUGGUCUGUCAGUAUGGCAAUGCUGAUCUGUCUGAAAAGGCCUUGAAGACAUUCUGUGACAUGAAGGAGUGUGGGUUUCUGCCUGAUAAAACUACUUACAAUCACCUGAUAAUGUACCUCACCUGCAGUAAAGGGCGGAAAAUAGAUGUGGCAGUCACAAUCUUCCAAGAAAUGUGUCAUGCAGGCCAUAUACCUGAUAAUAGGAUACUUUUCAUGUAUCUUUUGGCUCUAUGCGAGUGUAGGAAAAUAGCAGAUGCAACAAGCUCAGUAGUAUCCUUAUGUGAACGAGGAUUUUCUGUGCAGGUUGGCUACUCCAUAUUCCUUAGAUCAUUGUGCAGGGCUGAUAGAAUGGAGGAAGCUCUCCAUUUGUUCGAUUGUAUUGAGAAACAUGGUUGCUCCAGGGACCAGUACAUGUACGGGAGUCUCAUCCAUGUUUUGCUAAGGAGGGACAAAUUUGAAGAUGCUGUUGCCAAGCUUACAGAAAUGAAGAACGAAGGGAUACUUCAAAGCGCACAUAUAUAUACCUCCUUCAUUGUUUAUUACUUUCAGAAGAGAGAUGUUGUCAAGGCAUUGGAUGUGCUCAGGGAGAUGAAAGAGAAUGGAUGUGAUCCUACAGUUGUCACAUAUUCUGCUUUGAUCCGUGGCUACAUGGCCAUGGGUAUGGUUUCAGAGGCUUGGGAUGUUUUCCAACAAAUGAAGCUGAAAGGACCUGCACCAGACUUUGGAACCUACUCCAUGUUCAUGUCAUGCCUAUGCAAAGCAGGUAGAUCAGAGGAUGGGUUGCAUCUUAUCCAUGACAUGUCGGAUUAUGGUUUCAUUCCCAGCACAGUAAACUUCAUGACUGUUGUCCAUGGUCUAAAUGUGGAGGGCAAACAUGAGCUUGCUGAGUCUGUUCUACGGUCAAAAUGGCACUUGCGGAAGCAAAGAACCAUCUCAUAUUAG
This is a messenger RNA of Miscanthus lutarioriparius, 3345 nucleotides long. The record is from the annotation of a GenBank genome assembly. NCBI's taxonomy places the organism in Eukaryota, Viridiplantae, Streptophyta, Magnoliopsida, Poales, Poaceae.